CCCCUGACAUUUGAAUUUUGAUAUGCUCUACUAGGCCAUUGGUCCAUCACUUACUCAGUAGAGUGUUUGUUGCAUUGUUCAUACACUCAAAACUCCACACACCAUCUCCAAACCCCGCCACUGCAACUUCUUUUCUCUCUAUUUAGCUUUAUAGCUCAUGCAUGCAAUCAGGGGUGGCUGGGUUGGACAAGCAUUUGCCUUUGCCAGUAGCAAUGAUUCAGGGGGAAAGAAGUCGAGGAUUAGACGUUCAAAAGAAGAGAGGAAGGUUAUGGUUGAAUCUUUCAUAAACAAAUAUCAGAAGUCGAACGAUGGGAAUUUUCCAUCUCUAAAUCUUACACACAAGGAAGUUGGUGGUUCUUUCUACACAGUGCGUGAGAUUGUUAGGGAGAUUAUUCAAGAAAAUAGAGUGUUAGCGCUACCUAAAGUGUUCUUAGAAGAACAUAACCAUUCUGGAUUUCCGGAACAACGCCCUCUAGAAUCCGUUUCUGUGGAGCCUCAAAAUGAUCUGUCAGUAUCUGAUAAGCUUCAUAUUGCGACUGCUAUUGUGCCUGGAAUUACCAGUGAACAAUUCAGUUCUGCUCCUGGCUUGCAGUUCCUUGGACGGGAUGUCAGGGAAUUGCAUCAUGAACAAGUCGUUAAUGGACUAAGCACGGCUGAGACAGGCAAAGAAUCUGAAAGAGCAAGUCAUCCUGUGCCUCAAUCGAAGUGUGAUGAGUUUGAAAUUGAGAAAAUUGUAAAUGGUGGUGAAGGGCUUGAAGGAAAUAUUGAGUCUGAUAAACUGCUCAUAACGAAUUCCGCUCCCAUCUAUCAUCAAGACAAUAAAAAUGAGAGUGCACUUCAAUCUAGCCAAAAAACUUAUGCAGUUUGGAGUCGGAGGAGUACUGAUGAGCAGUAUCUGAACACUAAUGAUCGGAUGGUUGAUAAAACCAAAGAAUCCAGGCUGCAAACUUAUACAGAGUCGGUAGACAUGGAAAUGCUGGAUGCAGAGAGAGAUGGAGUCAAAGAGUUAGAAGUAUUGCAACAGGUAACAUCUCAUAUGAGCACGAACUUUGUGGUGGAGACGUUUCCAUUAAGGCCUGUUUCUAGGACAAUUCUCGACUUGGAUGGAGACUCAGGUAAAUGUAGAGGGUCUGGAACUUUGGAAGACAGGGCAAAUAAACACAACAAAACGACGUUUUCUAAGAGCAAUUCUGGUUUGGUAAAUGAGAAGGAUGAAGAAAGGCUUCUUGAUUCAACAUUGGAAUUGAAGGACAAAUACAGGGACAAGAAAUCAUUUGAGAAUUCAAAACUUUCACCAACCUUUAGCACCACCGUCCUUGACGCUGGCAAUGUCAAGGACCCUGAAUCGGAGAUCUCCUUGUCUGACGAAAUUAAGUCUGCUGAAAGAUUGAUCUCCGAGGACUCUAACUUGGUGAGCACAAAAUCUAGCAGCCCAGACGAGACAGGUCUAAAGAAACGGAGCAAUCCGGUACUGGACAGACUCAAUCUUGAAACUUCAGAAGACGCAACAAAGAAAUCCGCUACACCGGAAAGCAAUCCUCUUCUGACAUUCGUUAAGGCGUUCAUCUCUGCUUUCAUCAAGCUCUGGACUGAAUAACGUUUCUGCUUUUGCCCUACCGACAUUUAGAUGUGAGAAUAGGUUAGGCAUCUUAGCUCGUUCCGGUUGGCAUUUUUCGCUUUAAUACAAAGUUUUUGAUCGAAGAACGGGUUCAGCGUUGCCGUUGAUGGCCAUGUCCACUUUGAAUUAUACGCAUCGAUGUGAUAUUAUACUGAGACUGAUGAAGGCCAAUGAACCAAAGAUGACCAUAUGGGGAAGCUCUCCUUUCAGAUUAUAUGCCCCUACCUAUCCUAUCCAGAAUGUUUCCAUUCAAAACUUCUUGAAAUCCUAAUCUUGGGCGUAACUUUUCUUCCCGGAUUUAUUUUGGUUCGAGAAGUUUUCAAUGAAAUUUCGAUUCCACACUCAUAA
Molecule: messenger RNA, 1966 nt
Organism: Sesamum indicum (sesame)
Lineage: Eukaryota; Viridiplantae; Streptophyta; Magnoliopsida; Lamiales; Pedaliaceae
Source: RefSeq, a predicted model, not a curated record